GGUCCCAAGACGGUUUUCUUCUGGGCUCCGAUGAUGAAGUGGGGUCUUGUUGCUGCAGGUCUCAAGGAUCUGUCGCGACCGGUAGAGAAAUUGAGCGUAUCUCAAAACCUCGCGCUGACUGCAACGGGCUUCAUCUGGGUACGCUAUGCCUUUGUGAUAACACCCGUCAAUUACAGUCUUGCUGGAGUUAACUUUUUUGUCGGAUUGAGUGGCCUAUCACAGUUGGGAAGAAUUGCCAAGUGCGUCGUCCUGCUCUGUCUCCAUUGGUCGAUGCCUGACAAUCUACUGUAG
Guyanagaster necrorhizus is the source of this 291-nucleotide messenger RNA. RefSeq names its product UPF0041-domain-containing protein. The transcript is spliced from 3 exons. The annotation marks the transcript as partial. Gene Ontology annotation, biological process: pyruvate import into mitochondria. NCBI's taxonomy places the organism in Eukaryota, Fungi, Basidiomycota, Agaricomycetes, Agaricales, Physalacriaceae. Gene Ontology annotation, cellular component: mitochondrial inner membrane. The record is from RefSeq and is a predicted model, not a curated record.